AUGCUGGGCCCGCAGAUUGACCGGAAGCUGCUGGAGCAGGUAGAAGCAGAAGGCUUAAGGUCCGAGACCAUGGAAAAGAGAAGUAGACGAGUCCUAUCCCUCCAGAAGAGGCCCCUGGAAGGCCUGGGGUCAGGAAUGAAGCUGGCUGAUAGGACAAACCUAAAGAAGAGGAUUGCCUUCCAGCCUUGGACUCCUUCCACCACCAUCUUCUCCCCAUUGCAAACGGUCAAGCAGAACGUCCCCCUGCAAGAGAGGGAGUCAAGUGGGGAGCAACCCUUGGGGACAAGGGAGACCGAUCCUGCUUCCUUCCUAUCACCUGGAACCAUAUUAAGUCUAAAGGAUCCCCCUAACCUGGAGGGGUUAAAAAAACUGAAGGAAAAACAAGAGUUUCUACCUUCAGGGAGGCAGGUGCUUGAGCAGGAAGAGAAAGUCUCAGGGGGAGAAGAGAGGAAGAAGGGGAGGAGAACCACUCCCACUGCCCUUGGCUUGUCUCUGCAGCUGGGUGGGAGUCCCUGGAAGAAGUGUGAUGGGGCGUUGCAGUGGGACCUCUUGAGGCUGAACCCAGACAAGAGAAAAAUACUUGAGGAUGUCGCUUCCCCAGACCCCUACAACCUAGUAGGAGCCCAGUGCAGCAAGCUGAGUGGCUGCCUUGAACCAGAGGCCACUUUCUACCAGAGUAACAGUUCUGAAAUCCUGCUACCAACAUCACCAGAAGGACAGACUGGUCUCUCUUUGCACGUCCCAAGCAGCAGUGCCGCGUUUCCCAAGGCCCAAGGAUUAAGCCUAGAACCCAGAGCCAAACAUCUCAGCUCCUUGAGUGGGAACCCUUCUGAGAAACUGCCUAACAAGAUCAUCCUACCCAGGCGGACACCUUCCUUUAAGCUCCAGAGGAAGACUGGACCUUUGGAGAGAACAACACAAGACUUCAUGCGGCCUCCAGCUCCUGGCCGUGCCAUUGGACCUGGGACUGUGGAUGAGACAGCGAGGGCUCCCAACCUCAGCACGGAGGAAAAGGAGAAGCUCUAGAAAGACAUUCCGGAGAAACUGUGGUUCAGAAGGAGUGGACACCAGGAAGGAGAGUAUCUUGAUGUGGAAUGCUACCCCAUUGACCUUUACAUGAAAUCUGUUCUUUUGAAUGAGGCAUAUCCUUGCAUUGUAAUAUCCCAGUCAUGAAUCACAUGCCCCUUUAAUGAUCUCUCGUGUUAGGUUCUCAAGUUCAUGACACAUACUUCAUGCAUGUGCAUGACAUCCGCCCCACUUCCUCAUUAUUGUUUCCUGUGAAUUCUGCUCUCCAGAGCAAAGUCCUGCACCCCAGCCCUGAAGUUUUUCUCAAAACUUUAAGACAACAAACAAACAAACAAAAAAAAACCAACCAAACAAAAAAAAACAACUUUAAGAAAUCCCAGCACAUAUCUCCUUUUAUCCUCACAAGGUUCUGCGGCUCAGGUUGCAAAUGGCUUAACAAGACAGAGCAGAGCAGGGGUGAGGACAGUGACAAGGCUAUUUCCUCCUGAAAUUAAGCUGUUUCUGUUGUUUAUUCUGUCCAUGGUGGUACUGUCUCUAGGUCUCAUAGUUAAGGCAGUGUGGUACAGUUGAAAGAGCCUUGGAGUCUAAGGACCUGGAUUCAAAUCCUGUCUCUGAUGCUUACUACUUGUGUGACCUUGGGUAAGUCACAACUUCCCUAGG
Molecule: messenger RNA, 1686 nt
Organism: Vombatus ursinus (common wombat)
Lineage: Eukaryota; Metazoa; Chordata; Mammalia; Diprotodontia; Vombatidae
Exons: 8
Coding region: 1-1026 (341 amino acids)
Source: RefSeq, a predicted model, not a curated record